CGCAUCGCUGCCACUGCGGGACACGCUUCGGUUCGGCCGCCACCCCGCCGCUAUCACAGCUCAAGAGACACCUGGGAGUCCAUUUGACGCGGGAGUCCCUUUGGGUUUCUGGCCUGUAGCCGUUUGUAGGCUCCUGUUUAUCUUCCCCCUUAACCUUGCCUGAUCUUUUCCUGUGGAGCAUCUUGGGUGUGUGCUAAAAGCAAACUCUAGCCUCAGAUCUCCGUAGCUGAAUAUGUUCCCUGCCAGGAAGUGGUCUGGAGCUUUCAGAGCCAUCAGACUGCAGCAUUUCAGAUCCCAUUCUGUAUCCAGAGCCUCUCCAAACUUGACUUUCGUGCCAGCCUGUCUGCCCCCAGACCCCGUGGAAGUGGAGGAGCUGCAGCGUUUUGUUUCUAACUCCAAGAGGCUGUUUGUAAUGACUGGAGCUGGAAUCUCCACUGAGUCAGGGAUCCCCGAUUACCGCUCGGAGGGCGUCGGGCUCUACGCCAGGACAGACAGACGGCCUGUCCAGCACGCUGAGUUCGUCCGCAGCGCCAGUGCCCGGCAGCGCUACUGGGCAAGGAACUUCGUGGGCUGGCCCCAGUUCUCCUCCCACCAGCCAAACAAAGCGCACCUAGUACUGAGAGACUGGGAGAAGCUGGGCAAGCUGCACUGGCUGGUGACCCAGAACGUGGAUGCCCUUCACAGCAAGGCCGGGAGCCAGCGCAUGACGGAGCUGCACGGCUGCACACACAGGGUUUUCUGCUUGGCCUGUGGAGACCGAAUCUUGCGUUCUGAGCUCCAGGAGCACUUUGAAGCUCUGAAUCCUACUUGGAAAGCUGAAGCGUUUGGCGUGGCUCCUGAUGGGGAUGUUUUCCUGACGGAUGAGCAGGUGCGCAAUUUCCAAGUCCCAGCCUGCCGUAAGUGUGGUGGAAUCCUGAAGCCUGAUGUGACGUUCUUUGGAGAUACAGUGAGCCAGGAAAAAGUCAGUUUUGUACACCAGCGCCUGGCAGAAUCAGACUCCAUGCUGGUAGCAGGAUCCUCCAUGCAGGUGUACUCUGGUUACAGGUUUGCUCUCGCUGCCCGGGAGAAGAAGCUGCCAAUUGCAGUCCUUAACAUUGGGCCCACCAGGUUAGAUCACUUUGCAUCCUUAAAGUUGAAUUCCCGCUGUGGAGAGCUGCUGCCUUUGAUUGUUUGCACAUGACCCAGCCAGCUGACCUUCAGUAGAUAUCAGGAUUAAAGUUAUUUUUACAAGGACUCAUCUCAGAGGCAGCUGUGAGAUGCAGUGCAUGGCCGCUGAGGGCACCAGGAGAGGGCAGCAAGCCUCGCACAUCUCAGCCUCACCAGUUCUCUCCACUGGAACCAUCUCCACGUAUCAGGAAACAGAAUGAUGAUAAAAAAAAAGUACUAUUCUGCCUUACCUUGCCGUUGUAAACAGUGCCUUUUCAUUCACUGGGACAGGAUAAUUGGACUGCCACAUCUGAGGACAAAACACUGUUCUUAGAGUUGUCCCCAGAGUAGAAGGGGGGCACAGGGAUUUUGAUCAGGUAGUUUGAGGCUAUAGCACAGGAGGGCAAUGUGGGAAACCAGGACACUGCUGGGGGGUGCAGUGUCACUGGUGGGAUACUGUAGAGUGUGCAAAGAGGAAAAGGAAGCAAGAGGAACUGCAGUUGUCACUUAAAAGAAAAAAGCUUCAAAAUAGAUUAUUUGGAAGCACAGGCUAUAAGGCUGACAUCUUCCAGCGAGAAGGGAAAGUCAGCAUUUCUCUCAAGUGUCAGUUGACAGCAGCAGCUAAACUGCUUCCUAUCCAACCCCUUUAAAAAUUAACUAUUGUUGAGAUGCCAGAGGAGUUACUUUAAGCUAAUCUGACCAGCCCUACUUUCAGUGAGGCUACUACAUUUUCCAGAAUGCAUUUUUGAAGAUGUUAUUUAAUUAAUGAAUAGCUAAGGAAUCAAUUAAAACUGUUUAAAAGAUCGA
Molecule: messenger RNA, 1953 nt
Organism: Pseudopodoces humilis (Tibetan ground-tit)
Lineage: Eukaryota; Metazoa; Chordata; Aves; Passeriformes; Paridae
Gene: SIRT4
Product: sirtuin 4
Cellular component (GO): mitochondrial matrix
Molecular function (GO): histone deacetylase activity, NAD-dependent; NAD+ binding
Source: RefSeq, a predicted model, not a curated record